Abrus precatorius (Indian licorice) is the source of this 870-nucleotide messenger RNA. RefSeq names its product zinc finger protein ZAT5-like. The transcript has a single exon. Lineage: Eukaryota; Viridiplantae; Streptophyta; Magnoliopsida; Fabales; Fabaceae. The record is from RefSeq and is a predicted model, not a curated record. The coding region runs from base 1 to 870 and encodes 289 amino acids.
AUGCAUGUCCAAGAGGAAUUACUUGUGGUUUCCAAUGAUCACACACAAAUGAUCAUCAAAGGGAAGCGCACCAAGCGUCAAAGGGCACCAUCCCCUCUUAGGCUAGCCAUGCCUUCAACCCCUUGUAGUGUUGGUGGAAGUAGCACUAGCACUUCCAUAGGACUUGAUAGUGCCACAACCUCACCCACCACCACAAUUGAAUUGAGGGAAAGAACCGAAGAAGAGGAAGACAUGGCUAAUUGUCUCAUUCUCUUGGCUCAAGGUAAUCAUCACGUGGCUGCACCUACACCACAACGUCACAAUAACAAUAAUAAUAAUAAGUCAAGCCUAUUACUUUACCAAUGCAAGACUUGCAACCGAUGCUUCCCUUCAUUCCAAGCACUUGGGGGACAUAGAGCCAGCUACAAGAAACCUAAGCAAAACGGUUCUUUCACAGAAGAAAAGCAAGCGGUUACUAGUUUUGUGAAAGAAGAGGUUGAUCAUUGUGACCCCACCACAAGCACCACCCUCUCCUUGCAAAUAUCAAAUAGGGUUAACUUGUGUAGCAGCAACACUGCUACUACUUCUUCUACAACAAAAUCUAAAGUUCAUGAGUGUUCUAUCUGCGGUGCUGAAUUCUCAUCUGGGCAAGCCUUGGGGGGACAUAUGAGGCGGCACAGAAAUUUUGUCAACACAUCUACAACAAAGUCUAUGAGCAGUGGAAAUAUUGGUGGUGGUAGCCAUGAAUCGCAAGAGGCCAAGAAACCCUUGAAGUUUGACUUGAAUCUUCCAGCACCAAAGGAAGAUCAGAGAGAAUCCAAGUUUUCGUUUCAGCCUAGAGAAAACGUUAUUGUCUUCUCUACAUCUUCUUUGGUGGAUUGCCACUACUGA